Acaromyces ingoldii is the source of this 1620-nucleotide messenger RNA. RefSeq names its product S-adenosyl-L-methionine-dependent methyltransferase. The coding region runs from base 25 to 1434 and encodes 469 amino acids. Gene Ontology annotation, biological process: peptidyl-arginine methylation. Gene Ontology annotation, molecular function: protein-arginine N-methyltransferase activity. The record is from RefSeq and is a predicted model, not a curated record. The transcript is spliced from 4 exons. Lineage: Eukaryota; Fungi; Basidiomycota; Exobasidiomycetes; Exobasidiales; Cryptobasidiaceae.
GGCAACCAUCUGAAGGACGGACUAAUGGCGAAAGACGAUGUGCGGGAUGCCAAGAGGCAGCUUGGGGAAGAAGGGGAAGAAGGAGAGGGACCGUAUGAGCGCAAGGAUGUCUCGUACUUCCAGUACUAUUCUCUGCUGAGCCAUCAAGCUCAGAUGCUUCAGGAUGCGGUAAGAACCUCUGCAUACCAGCGAGCGAUCAUGUCCAACGCCCCAGAAUGGUUCAGAGAAAAGGUCGUCAUCGAUGUGGGCGCUGGCAACGGCAUCCUCUCCAUCUUCUCGGUCCAGGCCGGUGCGAAGAAGGUCUACGCCGUCGAAGCAAGCAACAUGGUCCAGCGUCUGCAGCACCUAGUCGAUGCCGCAAACAAAGAGGUCAGCUGCGAUGCUCCGAAUGAGUGGCUCAGUGGGAAAAUCAAGCCGGUUCAUGCCAAGAUGGAAGACGUGACCUCAAAGGACCAUCUUGAUGGGAAUCAGCACUGCGACACCCUCAUAUCAGAGUGUCUGGGUGUGCUGCUCGUUCACGAACGCAUGUGCGAGUCUUUUCUCGAUGCAAGAGAUCGGUUUCUUAAGCCGGGGGGUGCCAUCUUUCCCUCUGCAGGGACAAUCUGCCUAGCUCCCAUGGAGGACAAAUUGGUGUGGGACGAGGUGGCGACCAAGGCACGCUUCUGGGACAAUCGCAACUUCUAUGGCAUCGACAUGACGCCCUUCUCCGAGGCCGCAUGGGACGAAGCCUUUUCCUCGCCCGUUGUCGGCUGCUUCGGACCCUUGAUCCUCCUGUCGCCGUCCAACGACUACGACAUCGAUUUUGCUACGAUCUCGAGGGAAAACCUGAUGCGAUUCGAGAUGCCACUUGAUUUCGAGAUCAACCAGACAGCUGUCGUUCAUGGUCUUGCUGGCUGGUUCGACCUGCACUUUGUGCCGCCGGCUUCGUCGUCGUCGGCUUCCAGAAAGCUAAGCAGCAGCGACGCAAAUGGUGACGAGACCAUGGCUACAGAGCUGGACGGCGACGAUAUCGCAGGCCUCAAGAAGCCUGGGCCCUCGGCAGAAGAAGCCUACGGAGGCUUGUCGGGUCAUGCGAGCGCAUUCGAACCCUCGACAUCGACCAACGUGGACCAACUGACGGCUGCGAGCGCCCUCGAGACGCUCACGUCGGCUGCAGCCGGAUCGCAAUCGACGACGUACAUGUCGACGAGUCCCUACUCGACGCCUACGCACUGGCAGCAGGUGCGUUUCCUCUUUCGGGAACCGCUGGCCGUCAACAAGGGUCAGAGGAUACAGGGCAAGAUUCUGUGCGAGGUCAAUGAGUUCCGCUCCUACACUCUUAAUGGCGUGGUGAGCAUCAAUGGCACCGAUGACGCGCUUCUCACGCGCAAAUGCCACUGGCGGCUGGAUCGCCAGGUGUACUCGUGGACCUCGGCUAGUCCCGCAUCGCAAUGACGCCUCUUCGUCUUGUCUGCCUACCUUAUUUGACGACGUAAGGGCUACUUCGUCUUCCGUUUACCUUCGCUGCAACAAUUGUAUAAUCGCAAGAUUGGCUCCCUCCUCCUUGCAUUGAGUAGUUGUGUACUUGUGUGAGGUUAUGGUGCAAUGCAAGCAGGGACAUGGGCGGGGGAAAGAGACACA